Messenger RNA from Apaloderma vittatum (bar-tailed trogon), 1267 nucleotides. RefSeq names its product chromosome unknown open reading frame, human C9orf41 (gene CARNMT1). The transcript has 7 exons. Bases 22 to 1014 code for a protein of 330 amino acids. The record is from RefSeq and is a predicted model, not a curated record. Gene Ontology annotation, molecular function: S-adenosylmethionine-dependent methyltransferase activity. Lineage: Eukaryota; Metazoa; Chordata; Aves; Trogoniformes; Trogonidae.
UUUUUGCUUUUUAGAGUGAAUAUGCAUGAACGAGUGAACAGAACAGAGAGGCAGUUUAAAUCUCUUCCAGCUAACCAACAGAGUCUCCUUCCUCAAUUCCUUCCUCACCUUGACAAGAUUCGGAAGUGCAUUGAUCAUAAUCAAGGGAUACUAAACACCAUUGUGAAUGACUGCGUUCAUAUGUUUGAAAAUAAAGAAUAUGGUGAAGAUGGAAGAGGGAAGAUCACACCAGCUUCAACAUUUGACAUGGAUAAAUUAAAAUCAACUUUGAAACAAUUUGUGAGAGACUGGAGUGAGGAGGGAAAGCCUGAGAGAGAUUCCUGCUACCAGCCAAUCAUUAGUGAAAUUGUUAAGAACUUUCCAAAGGAAAGAUGGGAUUUCUCCAAAGUUAAUAUCCUGGUACCUGGUGCUGGGCUAGGUAGAUUGGCGUGGGAAAUAGCUAUGCUCGGUUAUGCUUGCCAAGGAAAUGAAUGGAGCCUCUUUAUGCUCUUUUCUUCUAACUUUGUUCUCAACAGAUGCUCUGAAGUUAACUCAUGUAAGCUUUAUCCUUGGAUUCAUCAGUUUAGCAAUAACAGAAGAUCUGCUGAUCAGAUACGUCCAAUUUAUUUCCCUGAUGUUGAUCCUCACAGUCUUCCUUCUGGUUCAAACUUCUCUAUGACAGCAGGGGAUUUUCAAGAAAUUUAUUCUGAGUGCAAUACGUGGGACUGCAUAGCUACUUGCUUUUUCAUAGACACAGCACAUAAUGUUAUUGAUUACAUUGAUACCAUAUGGAAAAUACUAAAGCCUGGAGGAAUAUGGAUAAAUGUAGGUCCUCUCCUUUAUCACUUUGAAAACUUGGGAAAUGAACUUUCUAUAGAAUUAAGCUAUGAGGAUAUAAAAAAUGUUAUACUGCAAUAUGGAUUCCAUAUGGAGGUGGAGAAAGAAUCUGUAAUGUCAACUUACACUGUGAAUGAACUCUCCAUGAUGAAGUACUACUAUGAAUGUGUGUUGUUUGUGGUGAGAAAACCAGAAUAGGAGUGGUCUGAAUAGGUUUAUCAAUAAAAAAAUGUUGGCUUGAAAGCUGGAAAUGAAAGUAGGAUGGACUGAGGGGAUAUCUGGACGCAACCUCAAAUCAGUGGUGCCUUCUUCCUUAUAAUAGGAUUUAGAUAGUGUCUAUUUUCUUAAUAUCUCUAUUGCUAUCUAGACAUGUGCUAUGCCGUGCAUAUUUGUAAUAUACUUGUGAAAGCGAGGAGGAAAUAUUCAUGUAUGUUGUGCUUUGGAAUGCGUU